GUUUUUUCACAGAGACAUGAAACCUGAGAAUCUUCUAUGUAUGGGCCCUGAGUUGGUUAAAAUUGCUGACUUUGGUCUUGCACGGGAGAUUCGUUCUCGUCCCCCAUACACUGAUUAUGUAUCAACAAGAUGGUGACCACCUUUCUCAGGAUGGUUCUCGACUCACGGACAAUGACUGCACGUCCUUCACCCAAGCGGAUAAGGGACAUUCUAGAAACGCUCUCGGAAUUUCAAUGUGGGAGGGCACUCCCUUACGUGAAGUUCCUCAGGAUCCUUGGCAAACUGACAGCUGCCUCAGCUGUGGUUCCCCUGGGGCUCCUUUCCUUGCGCCCUCUUCAAAGGUGGCUCAAUGGCCUACACCUGGACCCCGCGUGUCAUGCCCACAGAAGGCGACGACUGCUUGUCACCUCUCAAUGCAUGGCAUCCCUGUCUCAGUGGAGGAACGAGGAAUUCAUGUUGCACGGCGACAGAGGGCAGGACCCAGUCUGCUGCCGUGUUUCCAUGGUUCUUACUUUCCUGCAGGAGUUGUUGAAUCAGGGACGUACGCCGUCUACGCUAAAGGUAUAUGUUGCUGCCAUUAACUGCUGGCAUGCAGGACGGAAUGGCUCUAAUGUUGGUCGUAACCAGGAUAUUUUGGUGUUUCUGAAAGGUGCUCGCCGCUUGUGUCCACCCAACCGCCCUGUUGUCUCGAUGUGGGAUCUUUCUCUUGUGCUCGAGGCCCUGCAGGCUCCUCCAUUUGAGCCACUUGCACAGAUCGACCUUAAGUGGCUUUCGAUGAAGACUGCGUUCCUGUUGGCCAUGGCUUCCGCUAAACGGGGGAAGUCGUUGCCUCUGGGGUCCGGUGUCACCCCACGAGGGGCCUCUCGACAUCAUGUGUCUGUCCAUGGUGUGCUGUUAGAUGUCAUUUGUUCGACAGCUUCCUGGACCUCCCUCAACACUUUCGCAAGAUUCUACAGGGUGAACGUAGCUUCCCCACACCCACUGGAGGGGGUCCUCCGGCGACACUCCUACAUCACAGUGAGGUACAGGGCUCCUGAAGUGCUCCUCAGAUCAACAUCUUACAACUCACCCAUUGACCAGUGGGCAGUUGGUUGCAUUAUGGCUGAGCUAUAUACCCUUCGACCUCUUUUUCCUGGUUCCAGCGAAGUAGACACCAUUUUUAAGAUUUGCCAAGUCCUGGGUACACCGAAGAAGAAUGAUUGGCCUGAGGGGUAUCUUCUAGCAAAUGCCAUGAAUUUCCGUUGGCCACAGUGUAUUCCAAGCAGUCUGAAAACACUCAUUCCCAAUGCCAGUCCAGAGGCUAUCCAUUUAAUGUCAGACUUACUCCAGUGGGACCCUAAGAAGAGACCAGCCUCAGCACAGGCUCUCAGGUAUUCCUAUUUCCAUGUGGGCCAGGCUUUGGGAACUCCUCAACAAAUCUUAGAGCAGGGUAGACCCCAGCCGAACCUUGUGCCAAUGGAGCCCCCAUUACAGGCUCACACAGUGAUGCAGCAGCCCCUGCUCCUCAAGCCUGUGCCCCCCUCACAGCCCCCUCCAAACCAGCACUGCUCCUCCAGACCCCUGCAGCAGGUCCAGCCCUCCCCUGUAUCUGCCGCUGCUCAGGCUGCCAUUUACCAACGGCACACAGAUCUGCUCCGUGAGCAGUCUAAGCACAUCCUGAACCCAGAGCCAACACAGGGCACAGCACAAAGUCACCUCCCCUUCAUUGUGGACAAGGGACCUCAGACCAAGACAAGGGAGCAAUCAGAGAACACGAAUUUACCAAAUUACCAUCUGAAACCCAAGGGAGGUCGUCGCCGGUGGGGCCACAGCACAGGACAGCAUAAAGGGGAUGAGUGGGAGGACUCUGAAGACAUUGACUUGUCUUUAAGUGUUCUUGGAAAAUCUAACUUCUCCACAGAAAAGUCUAGACACGGAGAUAGUGCCCUCCCCAGAUACAGCAAUGCUCUGGAUUAUAGUCGUCCUAAAGUGCAGGAUGAUGGUCCUUUGAAUUUAAACAAAACCGCAAACUACCAGGAACCUUCAAGAACUGCCUCUGCCAAACAGCAUUACUUGAGACAGUCAAGAUAUUUACCUGGAAUUGCUACAAAAAAGAAUGUGUCUCUAAAUGCAAGUAAAGACUUCAGUAAUAGCCAUCUUUGGGGAAACGGCACCAUCCCAUUUGGUGGCACUUUACCAAGCCGAGGUGCUCAUGGUACGAACACAAUACCAGGAGGAUAUUUGCCAUCUUUUUACAAAAAAGAUAUUGGUUCUCCAGGUCAAAGAGGGCCUCAGGUUUCAUUGGUAGAAUCAACAACAUCAAAUUAUGCAACUUGGCGGUCUGGGCGCAGUCAUUUGAGCAGUAACAUCUCAUUGCCCACCAAGAGCACACUGGGUACGCUGCCUCGUGCACCAGUUCAGUCUAUCCAUGGACGCACGGACUGGUCUGCCAAAUAUGGACACCGCUAGUUGCCUCUUUGGGGCUCUGAACUUUGCUCCUCACAUGGUUAUGGCACUACUAAAGAACGCCUUUACCCCCAAAGAGUAGGUUUAGUGGUUUUGUGUACAUACAUCUUAGCACAGCAAUAAAUCUGUUUCAUUGUAUGUACUGUGGAUGUUGUGAGUUAUAAUAUAAAGGAACAUUUUGUGUAUGACAAAAUGCAACCAGCCAAAAACUUAAACCUAAUUGCUCUUCAAAUGUUUUUUUCUUUUCUACUAAAAUGUAAAAUAAGUAUUGCCUCUGGUUAAAUUUGUAUCUUUUAUUAGUAUCAUAAUGCAGUGCAAAAUGCGAACUGAGGCUCUAUGUGCAAAAAUGUCCUAGAAUUUAAAAAAAUUU
This is a messenger RNA of Boleophthalmus pectinirostris (great blue-spotted mudskipper), 2815 nucleotides long. RefSeq names its product ciliogenesis associated kinase 1 (gene cilk1). Gene Ontology annotation, cellular component: cilium; cytoplasm; nucleus. Gene Ontology annotation, biological process: intracellular signal transduction; cilium assembly; protein phosphorylation. The transcript has 11 exons. Gene Ontology annotation, molecular function: ATP binding; protein serine/threonine kinase activity. The record is from RefSeq and is a predicted model, not a curated record. Lineage: Eukaryota; Metazoa; Chordata; Actinopteri; Gobiiformes; Gobiidae. Bases 130 to 2448 code for a protein of 772 amino acids.